Messenger RNA from Chlamydomonas reinhardtii, 2829 nucleotides. RefSeq lists its product as uncharacterized. The record is from RefSeq and is a predicted model, not a curated record. Gene Ontology annotation, biological process: peptidyl-serine phosphorylation; peptidyl-threonine phosphorylation. NCBI's taxonomy places the organism in Eukaryota, Viridiplantae, Chlorophyta, Chlorophyceae, Chlamydomonadales, Chlamydomonadaceae. Gene Ontology annotation, molecular function: ATP binding; protein serine/threonine kinase activity. The transcript has 5 exons. The coding region runs from base 92 to 1603 and encodes 503 amino acids.
CCACCUUAGUGCCCACGCCCUCGCCUGUGCACCCCUCACGCCAAGCCUCUCACUCCCGCCCGCUCCUCCUUCCCACCCCGCCUCACCCGGGAUGGCGCCGGGGGAGGUGCGGCUGGUGGUGACGUUUGAGGACGGCUCCUUCCGUCGCUUCUCCAAGAGCGUCGUGAAGGACUUCCGCAAGCUGCCGCUGGACGCGUUCGAGGAGCGUCACGGCCUCCAGUGCUGGCGGUCCGAGGGCAAGAUCGGCCGCGGCGGCUACGGCCUCGUGCACGUGGGGCUGUUGCAGCGGCCCGACGGCACCACACGGCCCGUUGCUGCCAAGCUGUUCCUGGGCGGACUCACCAAGGCCAAGGAGCAGCUGAACAGGGAGGUCGGCGCGGCGAUGAAGCUGAAGCAGGCCUGCGCCACCGCCUCUUCCUCCUCCUCUUCCUCCUCCUCUUCUUCCUCCUCGCAUGAGCAGCCGUUGCCGCUGCUGGCGGCGGCUGAGCAGAGCCCGUUUGUGCAGCUGCUGUGCCACGGCGGCCGACCCGGGCAGCUGCCCAUGAUGGUGAUGGAGCUGGCGAAGGGCUGCGUGGCUUGCGAACUGGAGGAUGCCACUGAAAAGCGCGACGAGAUCUGGGCUCAGAUGGAGGCCACACAGCAGCAGGCAGAUGCAGCCGCCGCUGCCAACACCGACGUCGCCAGCAUGCCUGACAACGUCACCAGGGCGCGGCCGGCGGCGCCGCCGGGCUCUGGCGUCCUGCCGGCCCCUCGGCCGCCGCCGCCGCCGCCCGGCUUUGAGCCCCUGCCGGUGGCGAGCCCUCGCCCGUGCCCACCGCCGCCGGGCUUUCACGCACUGCCGGCGGCCCCUCGCCCCCCGCUGCCACCGCCUGGCUUCGCACCACUACUGGCCUCGCCGCCCGUGCCUGCGUCGGCGCCGGCCUCGGCUGCUACUUCUGCUGCUGAAGACCCGCUUCUGCCGUCUGUGCGUGUGGCCCGUGCUCCGCCGGGCUUCCCAGUGCCUGGCACUGCCAGUGCUCCCCGCUGCCGCGACGUGUGGGAGGACGUGGCGCUGCUGCCGCUGAAGCAGGUGCUGGCCAUCCUGGUGUCUCUGGCGGCCGCGAUCAAGGCCAUGCACCGCGUGGGACUCGUGCACAACGACGUCAAGCCUGCCAACAUGCUCCACCGCGCUGACGACACCUACUGCCUGGCUGACUUUGGUCUGGCUGAGCAGCUGAGCCCCGCCGACCCCACUGGCACCUUCGUCUUCGAGAUGGCCUGCGGCACCCGCCACUACAUGGCACCCGAGGUGCAGAGCAACGUGCCACUGACGGCCGCUGUGGACGUGUACUCGUUCGGCAUCACGGCCCUGUGCGUGGCUGUGACCGGCAGCAACAGCGCCGCGGCCGACUGGUUUGCGCAGCAGAGCUGGUGGCCGGCCGGCGACGCGCCGGCUGCUGCCCGUGCCUUCCCGGCCGGCAUCUUCCCUUCCUACCUGCCUCUGUCACUGGAGCUGCUGCUGCUCGACUGCGUGGCGUGGGAUCCGCAGGAGCGGCCCACUGCGGAGCAGGUGGUGCAGCGGCUGGCCGCGAUCUGGGAGGAGGUCGUUGUGUGCGGCUACUGAUGACGCUACAUGCAACGUGCUGCUAGCGGUGCUUGGUAUUGGUGGCUUGCGUUUUCGCGCCCAAGGGCGCCCAUAGGCUGUCGGGCAGGGCUGUUCAGAGGCUCGAGAGAGGGCAAACCUGAGAUGGUUUCAUUGGCAGGGCCGCAGCGCAUGCUGCCAAGGAGAGUAGGGCUUGCUCGCUAGCUCGCUUACUAGCUAUCGUGCCGCGCCAAGCAGGCGUGCGGCCGGCAUCAGUGUGUGCGUUUGCUUGUGUGCUUGCGGGCCGAGACAGCCCCAGGAGUGCCGCAGCUAGCUCCGAGUGCGCGUCAGCGGCAGGACUGGAACACUACCUACCGCUUAGGAUGGAGCAAGCGGCCUAGGGCGUGGAAGUUCUUUCAUAGGGCGUACAAACUAAUUCAUUAUACAUGCGCUGCAGAUAUUCAUACUGCUACUGCGAGGGGAGGCACUCUGCGUGCCCGUGAGCGUGCGUGUCAUCACUAGACGUGGUUUGGGUCGAACGCUGUCUGCCUAGCAUUGCUCUUUCACACAACUCGUGCAUUGGCUUCUCUUUCGGGUGUUUUUGGACAUUUAGGACCCUGUACAUGGAUUGAUCUGUAUCUUUUAGACGCUUCGGCUUUAGGCUUUAGUCUGCUAGUGUUGAAUACGGGCGGUGGGCGGUUGACAGACCGGCACGCAGGUGAACACAACACACAACUGACUAGGCGGGCAAAUGCCUGACGCGGCGUCGCUGAACCAAGCGUCUUUGGCUCGUUGGCUACCGUUUUACUAUUAGAUUGCUUUGACCUGCUUGUGUCAGCCGAUAUUGUCUUGUGCAAAGCGCUGGCUGCAUUGAUUCAUGCAGCUUGGCCAGGUGUACGGUAAUGAGGACUAGCUGCGAGGCGGUGUGACCGUGGGUGUGACGGCGGGUAGCGAACGGCUUCAUAGCUGCAGCGGCUGACGGUGCGGCGGGGGCUGGAGCGUGUGCACGGCUAGUUAGGCCUCGUGACUAGGACGAGUAGGGAUGGGCACAGGACUGGCACACUGGAUGAAGGGGCACGGCCUGUGCAUUGCAGGUCAUCACCCCUGGGUAAGGACACUGGAUGAGAGGAUGAGACGGGGCAGGGCUGGAGCCCAGUGAAGCAUACGCACGGAUUGACACCAAAAGAUGACUUCUUUCCUAAUCAAGGCCGGUGGGGCCAUAGCUUCAUGCAUCGGCGUGCGUGCAUGCACUUGUAACAACUAUGGGC